CUAAUUUCCAACUCAUUUUUACACCCAUUUGACAAAAAAAAAAAAUUCCAAUCAACUUGACACACACCACUUCUUCCAUCACCCAUUUGAAAUGCACGAAUAGAGCCAACCAGAUGAUUGCUGACGAGCUCAUCAAGAAGUUUGGGUUUCUCAUCUCUCCUUCCCCUGCUCCAGAUUCUACUCCUUCCCCUGACUCAUCUUAAGCAUCCAAACCUUCCCCUGCGCCUCAUUCUUUGUCACUACCGCUCUCCCAGUUCAUGUAAACUUGUUUUGCACGGCGGUUUCGCUGAGUUCCGGCGGUGAUGGGAAGGAUGAGGAGGAUCUGUUUUCCGACCUACCGGAGGAGAAUGUGAGCAGCAGUUUUGACGGUGGUGGUCCAGGUGGUGGUGAUGGCGAGGAGGAUGAGGACGAGGACAGUGAUUACGACUGCUCUGAGGAAAGCUCUCACGGGGAUGAUGAGUUCGAGGGCACGAGCUGGAGCAACUCAACCGGAAGAAAGAAGAACAACAACAAAAACAAGAAGAAGCAGCAGCGUCGUCUUCUCAAUGGCACCGCGGCGAGCCCUCUUCGUAUCCGGGCCGCGGCAGGCCACCAUCCUCCAACAGCGCCUCGAUCGGCCGUCGGCGUGCCUCCGUCGUCACCGCCACCAUGACCGAGACUUACAUCAGCCUCAGCCAGGCGGUAAUUAAUUAAUUAAUUAAUUACU
Messenger RNA from Linum tenue, 706 nucleotides. NCBI's taxonomy places the organism in Eukaryota, Viridiplantae, Streptophyta, Magnoliopsida, Malpighiales, Linaceae. The record is from the annotation of a GenBank genome assembly.